AUGAGGAGCUUAAGAAUUUUGGUUUUAGGAGAUCUUGGGGUUGGGAAAAGUUCAUUUCUUAGGUUAAUUAGUGAAAGAUUUGAUGAAAUAUAUCCUAUUAAUUAUUUUGAUUAUUUUAUGUAUUUAGACGAAAAAGAAAAAAAAGAACAAUUUAUAUCUGCUAAAGAUUUAGCACAAAAUAAUUCCAAAAAACAAAAUGUAGAAACUAUAGUUGAAUCUAUGUUUUUUCAAGCUAAAAAAAAUUUUUUAGAGUUUAUCGAAAAUAAAAUGAAUGCAAAAAAAUUUUUUGUUGAAAAAAGGCAUAAAUAUACAUAUGGGUUUGAAAUAUAUCCAUUUAUAUGGAAUAAAAAUAAUUCUUAUAAUAAUAAUAUAUUUGAAAAAAAUAUCCCCUUAAAUAUAAUUAAAAACAAAAAUGAACAAUAUCAUAAUGUAUAUCUAAAUGAUGUAACAUCAAAUAAUAAAUAUAUUAACAGUACAUAUGAAAAUAAUUAUUACACUAAUUAUAAUGAUAGUAUAAUAAUUGAUAAUGAUAUAAACAAAGAAAGCGAUAAUUUUUUAUAUGUUGAAUUUUUUGAAAUUGGAGGGGUUCAAACUUAUUCAUAUAUUAGAAACAUUUUUUAUGAAAAAUAUGAUGGAAUUUUAUUAUUUUAUGAUUCAUCAAAUAAUAAAUCUUAUCAUAAUCUUGUUAUGUGGUUAUAUGAAUUAUAUGUAAAUACUAAACCCCCUUCUGAAAUAUUCUGUACUGUUAAUAAAAAACAAAAUGAAAUUUGGACCAUUUUUCAAAAAAAUAAAAUGAGCACAAAGAUAUCUACAUCUGGACAUUCAACUUCAUUAACACGAAAAAAUAUAAAACAUAAUUAUAGUGAAUCUAAUUUUUAUAAUGAUGAUCGAACUUUUAAUUAUUAUAAUAAAGAAGACGAAUAUGAUAAUAAAUUUGAUUUUUCUGAUAAAAAUAUAGAUAUUGAAAAAGGCGUUGAUCAAAAUAAUGAAGAUAUUUUAAAUGGCGAAAUUCCAUUAGCUUGUGUCGCUACAAAAAUUGAUAAAAAAAAUUCUAAGCAAAAACCUACUUAUGUAAAAACCCCCAAAACUUCAUAUCUUUAUAAUAUUUUUUUUCCAGAUCAUUUAACAGAUACUUCAUGUUAUGAAAAUAGAACUAAUUUAAAAAUAAAAAAAGAUGUUUUAAAAAAGUUAGAACACAAUAUUAGUCAAGCAUUAGAAAUUAAGGCAAGCUCAAUUGACUGUAUCAUUGAUAUCAAAAAUUUUUUAACAUUUUUAAAACGGGUUUAUGCUAAAAAAUACGGGCUAACAAAAUAA
Messenger RNA from Plasmodium yoelii, 1314 nucleotides. RefSeq names its product ras GTPAse, putative. The record is from RefSeq and is a predicted model, not a curated record. Bases 1 to 1314 code for a protein of 437 amino acids. The transcript has a single exon. Gene Ontology annotation, molecular function: GTP binding; GTPase activity. Lineage: Eukaryota; Apicomplexa; Aconoidasida; Haemosporida; Plasmodiidae.